Messenger RNA from Solanum verrucosum, 3058 nucleotides. RefSeq lists its product as uncharacterized. The transcript is spliced from 15 exons. Gene Ontology annotation, biological process: positive regulation of transcription by RNA polymerase II. The coding region runs from base 287 to 2653 and encodes 788 amino acids. The record is from RefSeq and is a predicted model, not a curated record. Gene Ontology annotation, molecular function: transcription coactivator activity; histone H3K4 methyltransferase activity; histone binding. Gene Ontology annotation, cellular component: MLL3/4 complex. NCBI's taxonomy places the organism in Eukaryota, Viridiplantae, Streptophyta, Magnoliopsida, Solanales, Solanaceae.
AGACUUCUUGUGCUAACCAUCAAAACUCCACUCUACUUCUCUAAUGGGAGCAGAGCACUAUUCUCCUCCUUGGUUCAGUGUUGCUCCCAUGAUGAAAUGGACUGAUAACCAUUACAGAACUUUGGCCCGUCUCAUCUCAAGGAAGACGUGGCUCUACCCAGAAAUGCUUGCUGACGAAACAAUUGUCUACCAGUGUGGCAAUUUGGAAAGUUUGUUGCUGAGGCCAUGUGCGUACUUGCUGCAAAUACAAAUGUUCCCGUGAGUGUCAAAUGCAGAAUCGGACUUGAUGACCAUGAUUCAUACUAUGAACUAUGUAAGUCGAAAGAUCUGCUUCUGCCCAGAUGGGUUCCCAAAGGAUAAAAAUGGGUUCUUGGGAGAUGUGACUAGGCUUGAGGAGUUUCUCAAGGAUCCAUGGGGUCUUAAGGCCAAACAACCUGCCACAUGUCAGGUUAAGGUGCCCAAGCUCAUCGUUGCAUCGCCCCCACGAGUGCCUGUAGGUAAUGGGGAUGGUGAGGAGGCAGCUUCUACUGCUUCAGCUCAGACUAAGCGUGUUGCUUUGCAGAAGAAAGCUGCUGCUGCUGCAUCUAGUGUGGGUGAGGAUUUCGCUCGAGGGUUUCAGUCUGGAGAUGUGGAGGGCUCCAUGAAAGAUGUUGGUGGAGAAGAACAAGGUCUAUCAAAUGUCAAAGUGUUGUGUAGGCUAUGCUUUUCCAGUGAAACUGAAGGAGGUGAAAGAGCAAGGAAGAUGAUGUCAUGCAAUUGUUGUGGGAAGAAGUAUCACCUAAGCUGCCUGAAAACUUGGGGUCAACAUAGAGAUCUCUUCCAUUGGAGUUCAUGGACAUGUCCCUCUUGCCGGGUUUGUGAGGGCUGUCAAACAACUGGAGAUCCAAACAAGUUCAUGUAUUGCAAAAGGUGUGAUGCAGCUUAUCACUGUUACUGUAUGCAGCCUCCACUCAAGAAAGUUAGUAGUGGGCCUUAUUUGUGCCCCAAACACACAAAGUGUCACAGCUGUUGUUCUAAUGUUCCAGGAAAUGGACUGAGCGUGAGGUGGUAUUUAGGAUACACUUGUUGUGAUGCUUGUGGAAGAUUAUUUGUGAAGGGAAAGUACUGUCAAGUUUGUUUGAAGGUUUAUAGAGAUUCUGAAACAACUCCUAUGGUUUGCUGUGACAUUUGCGAGCGCUGGGUGCACAGCCAAUGUGAUGGCAUCAGUGAUGAAAAAUAUUUGCAGUUUCAAGUGGAUGAUUUGCCGUAUUCAUGUCCAACAUGCCGCGGAUAUAGUUAUAAGUCGAUAAAUCUUACAAAUGCUGUUCAGGAGCUUUGGAAGAGGAGAGAUGUAGCUGAUAGGGAUUUAAUUGCAAGUUUGAGGGCAGGAGCUGGGUUGCCUGUAGAUGAUGAAAUAUUUUCUAUUUCACCCUUUUCAGAGGAUGAAAAUAGUGCUCCUCUAGUAAAAACUCAACAUAAACAAUCCUUAAAGUUUUCUCUUAAAGGUUUAGUUGACAAAUCUCCCCAAAAGAGCAAGGAAUGUGGAAAAGCUUCUGGUAAGGAGAAGGGGUUAGCUGGACAAAAUGAAGGACAUCCUGAUGCUCCAUCUGGUGGAUAUAGUGCUGGUGAUGUCAAGAAUGAUGAAUUGCAGGCUUAUGGGGAACUGAAUAGCUUUUCUUCUCCUGUUGGUAGCUUAACAGAAGGUAUAUGUUCAUUUAAUGAGGCAGGGGUCAUAAAGCACAAAUUUAUAGAUGAGGUUACUGGAAACAUGGGUAAGAGGACAGUCCAAAGGAAUGGUAGCAAGCCUCAGCAUUUGGAUGGGGAUGAUGUUGGGAUUCAAACAAGCAUGCCAAAGACCUCCAAGGGGCCAAAUGGUAAUGAGGAUUGGGUUCAGCUGAGAGAGAAUGAAAACUCAGAAAGGAAUGACACUGCAGCUAAACUUGGUGGUGGAACAGAAAGUAACUUAAUAAAGAUCAAGAAAGUUAGCUCAGAAGCUACUCAUUUCCCUGCCAAAGUUGGUGGAAGAUUUGCCGAUGGAUCUGGACCUUAUUCUCGACUCAAGACUUCUGGUAUCUUAGGAAAAAGAAGCAAUAACGGUAGUGUUAUUACAAAGGCUGGAGCUGAAGUUCCUGCUACAAGGGACAACAAAUUGACUUCUGUUAAGCAUGCCGAAGCUGGGCCUGCUUCUUGUGAUGACCUGAAUGAAGAGAAAAAUAUCUCACCUUCAUUAUCUAAAUCACCGAGAAAGGAUCCAAAACCUCUCCAAAGGCUCAAUUUCAAGAAUCCUUACCAUGAAACUCAAAAUGCAUUGGCGUCUCCAGGAGAGGAGGAGAAAAGCAUGGUUAAGGGCCAGAAGUCUACAAGAAAGAGAGUACCAACUUUUGAAGAAAAAGCAUCAACCAGGUCUGAUGAUGAUUCAUCACAGCGAUAUGAAGACAAUACAAUGGAUGACUUCUCGGAUCAUAACUGGAUAUUGCAGAAGUUGGGACAAAAUGCAAAAGGAAAGAGAGUGGAAUUUCAUCAUCCGUUUGAUAAUACCUGGCAUAGAGGGACUGUCGUAGAAGUCUUUGAAGGCUCAUCUGUUGUGUCUGUUGCUCUUGAUGAUGGGAAGCCGAAGAACUUGGACCUUGGAAAGCAAGGAAUACGUUUAAUAUCUCCGAAGCAAGACUGUUGACUGCUAUUAAAAUUGGUUAUUAGAUGCAGCGUAUGUUGCGACUUUGGAUGACAAGAGCAUGGGCAACUAUUGAUUCCCAGAGUUGUUCCUCAAGGUUACUGCACCCUGCAUUGCGUGUUUUCUGCAACUUAUCUAACCUUUGGUUUCUGGAUUUCCAUGUAGGCAUUGGUUUGGUUCUGUUUUAUUGUCACCUUUCGUUUCCCAGUUUAUAGAUUCUCUUUUCUGGUCAGAGGUUGAACACAGUUUUUUGAGCCUUUUGGUGGCACUUUAAAUUAAUCUUGUUGGGUUUACCGUUUCAAUGUAAAAUUUCUAGAGAUUAGAAAGUUCUGCUGUUACUGGUAUUAACUCAGAGUAGAUGUCGUUGUUAUACUAUAAUAAAUAUAUUAUAGCCAGCUGAGCUCUUUU